Messenger RNA from Danio rerio (zebrafish), 4644 nucleotides. The record is from RefSeq and is a predicted model, not a curated record. Lineage: Eukaryota; Metazoa; Chordata; Actinopteri; Cypriniformes; Danionidae.
UCUUCUUUACUCCGUGCGGCUAAAUUCAGUCUUGACAACAGUUUCUGUCAGAGGGAGAAGGACAUUGGAGCGGACUAAACAAACUCAUCUGACCUGAAUUAACUGGAACACGCUCAAUAAUUCCCGGAGGACCUUACGGCUAAAACAGAAAGGAGGAUAUAUUUUACGAUGUGAUGUCUGAUGUUCGUAUAAUCGAGUCAUGACCUAAAAACCCACAAACAUGAAGUCCAGAACGAAAGCAGUUUCUUGGAGUGGCGUUUUGCUCCUGGUACUCCGGACAUGUGCAAGUGGACAACAGUCCUGUCUUGUAGAGAAGAUGAGACCAGAGCUACAAACUCCAAAUGAAACACAGUCCCAGCUGACCCUCAACAGUGCCUUUAUGACUCCAAUCGUACAUUCAUUCCUGGGACUUGUCCAGCCCAAUCCAUUCCCUAAAGAUCUGCUGGUCAGAAUGAUAAACAACUUUAAUUCAAACACGCAAACGGAGAUGGUUAAAGAGGUUUUAAAUUACGAGAAAGGUUUUCUGGUUUGCGUGGCCAUUGGGAUCCUCUACAUUGUCCUGAUGCCUCUAAUUGGCCUAAUCUUCGCCUGCUGUCGUUGCUGUGGUAAUUGCGGGGGCCGUAUGCAACAAAAACAGACAUCCAGCACAAACUGCAAGCGAAGAAGCAUUUACUGCUCCACAUUUAUCAUCACUGUACUUAUUCUGGCAGGGAAUAUUUGCAUGUUCCUGAGCACUACAUACACCUCAGAGACUGUGAAGAGCAGCUCCAAUGAAAUCACAGGCAUCUUAGAUGAUGUCAAAGGAUAUGUUAGUUCUAUUCCUCAGCAAAUACAACAAGUGUUGGAUGAGAGCUUUUUGACGGUGGAUCAAGUCAAAAACAAUUUAAAUGAAACAGGACCUUUGCUUGGUGGAUUGAUCCAAAAUGGCCUUAAAGAUUCCCUCAACCCAGCAUUCAACUCUAUUACUCAAAUAGCACAAGUGAUAAACAGCACCAGCACUGGACUCCUGCAUGUCAAUGAAACCUUGGGGCAACUGAAACCCAAGAUUGAUGCUCUGAAAACUAAUUUUUCAGCAGUGAGGCAGCGGAUUAACAACACUAUGAAUCAGCCAGAAUGUAUGAACUGCUCUUCCCUCCAGCAAGUAGUGGACAAACUAUCACUGGAAGGAAGUCUUGAAUUUUCAGAUCAAAAUGACCUGAGUUCUGCCGUAGACAAGGCUAGAAAUGCUGAUGUCAUCGGACAGGCAAAUAAGGGCAGAGACUUCUUUGACAGUAUUCCACAAAAGGUGAAAAAUGAGACCCAAGGAAGUGUGGAGUCGGCUCUUUCGAAGCUUAACGACAUAAAGGGCCAGAUUUCAGGUGUGUCCAAAGACCUUCCUCUUGACUUUUUGAAGACUAUCCCAAAAGAAAUAUCCACCUUACAGCAGUCUGUGUCAGUGUAUUCUCCAGAGGUAGAGAGAGCAAGUCUAAUUAGCCGGGCUAUUGGACUGAUCCUGAGCUGUCUGAUUUUGCUGGUGGUGGUCUGUAAUUUUCUGGGCCUGCUGUUGGGUGCAGUUGGAUUAAAUGCUAAACAAAGUCCAACUGAUCGCUCCGGCACGUCCAACUGUGGUGGAGUAUUCUUGAUGGUAGGCGUAGGCUUCAGUUUCCUGAUCUCCUGGAUCUUCAUGUUAGUGGUGUUGAUACUUUUCAUUGUGGUUGGUAAUACCUACACCCUGGUUUGUGUACCAUGGCAGAGCAAACAACUCAUUCAGAUUAUUGACACUCCAGGAAUGAUUCCAGGGUUCAACCUGUCCAAGAAUUUGAAUUUGAAAAUAAGCCUGAACAUUUAUGAUAUCUACAGCAAUUGUGAACAGAACGCACCCUUGUGGACUACACUUCAUCUAAAUGAGCUCGUCGACCUAAAUAAGUACUUAAAUGUUUCAAAUUACACGCAGGAGAUUUAUCAGAGCUUUGAGGCAGCGCAAAUCAACAUAGCAAACAUCACCAUUCUCAGUCCGGAUAUAAAGUCCCAGCUCAACAACUUCUCUAACAGUGCCAGCACUAUGAACUUCAGCACCAUUAUUCAGCAUAUCAAUGAUGUGUCAGGGACUAAUCUAAGCUCAGCAGCGGACAGUUUGGAUUUUUUGGCUGGCAAACAGAGCAAUCAAAAUAUCUCAAACCAACUGCAUGGGGAAGCUAAAGAUCUGCGAGACAUCCAGGCUGACAUCACAUCUAACAUAAUGCCUUUGCUGCUGGAGCUGAACUCCACCAUUAAUAAUCUCAGCGCAGUUGCAUCUCAAAUCAAUGCAUCUGUUCAGAAUGUUCUCCAAAAUGUUGGCUAUGCUCAGGAAAUUUUGAACUACAACAUAUCUCAAAUAGUGAGAGCUGAGAGCAAGGUGUUCGUAGACUGUCAGAUGAAGAUCUUUCUGGCAUAUAUCCAGUGGGCAAAUCAGACGAUCACAGGAAAUGUUGGUCGUUGUAGACCUGCAGCUGCAGCAAUAGACAGAACAGAGAAUCUUCUCUGUAAACACCUAGUAGGAUCUUUGAACGCCUUUUGGUUCAGUUUGGGCUGGUGUAUGUUGUUCCUGAUCCCCAGCAUCAUUCUCUCUGUUAAACUGGCCAAGUACUACCGCAGGAUGAAGUAUUCAGAUGUGUAUGAGAACAAUAACUUACCGAUGCAUCCUUUCCCAAAGGCCAAUCUCAAACCUGAGUUUGUUGAAAAUGCGAAACAAUGAUGUGUACUGUACAUCAUAAAAAAAUGACUGACACACACUCUUAUCCUUCAAUCCGUCUGAUCAACUAGAUGGAAGAAGAUAGGCAGCGAAUAUAGAAAAUAUAUGCCAAAAAUGAUUUUAAUUAAUUUUUUUAACUUAUAGUGGCACAAAUUGUUCAUUUCAUUUCUUUUGUCUAAUGAUUUCAACACUUGGCUGUAUCCGAAAUCACCCUAUAUACCCUUAUUCACUACUCCCUAAAUUAUUCCACUAAUAGUCCACUUAAAGGAGUGAGUAAAAAGGAGCGAGUUUGUUUGCUGUUUUGUUUGUGCUUUGCUAGAUAAAUCCCUCAGAUAUAUUAGAUUUUCAAAUUAUUGGUUAGGCUUUUUGAUAACUAUUUAACAUUUAGCAAGCUAGAUAUUAGUUAUGAAACAAAGUAUUUAGAUUUUUGCCAUGUAAACAAACUUGAAUUUAACAAUUAAAUGACAAUUUUAUGAAAUCAUUUCAACAGGAUUCCAUUUUAGCCUUCCAGUUUUUAGAUUUCCACUUUCAGUUGUGGAAAUUGAUACUGACACUGUCCAUUUUCACAGUGCAUCAUGUGUAUUCUCUAGCCGUUAACUGUACAUUUGUCAUACACUUAUUAUUGCGAUCCAUUGUAGGAUUGAUGCACAUCCACUAUGGUUUAAGACACCAUUACAAAUGGCUGCUCCUUCAAAUGGUGCACUAUUUAAGGGUAUCGUGGGCGAGUUUUGGAUGCAGCCUAAAUAUGUAUAUGAAAAGCACAUCUUUACUGUUACACAUGUGAGGUUUUUGUAUUGUAAUUGGAGUCUGAACAUUUGAAAGCACUUUAUAAGGUCCUUUGAUUUAUAUUUAUAUUUAUGAUUUUUCCCAAGACGUAACAGAGAUAUUCUGUUAUGGAUAUCGUUGUUUUAUUUAUAAAUAUAACAUUUCAGUAAUACUCUUCUAAUAAGGAGUACUUUGAUGAAUAACUACAGUAAUAUCCAGACAGGCAGAUAAUAUUGUUCUGUUUACUAUAAGCACACACUCCAAUUUUGUAAUGUAUAUUUAAAUGUUCCAACUUUUUAAUGAGUUAAAAUGAGUUUAAUGAGUCGUCCAAUGACACUUUACUUUAAAUUUGACCCUGAAAUGGUUUAAUUUUUUUUUUGUUGAACAACAAAGAAUUUUUUUGAGGUAUGUGGUACUAGUAGUCACAUACAAAUACUAUAGAUUUUCAAUGGUUACCCAUUUCCAACAUUCUUCAAAAUAUCUUCUGAGUACAACAGAAAAUAAAAUAUUUGAAGUAAUUCAUUCAUUUAAUUAAUUAAAACUAUGUUCUGUUAUAAGCCAUUGUCAUUAGUUGUUGACUCAACUAUUAUUUUAAAUGUACAAUUCUUUUUUUUAAAACCACAUCAUUCUUCAUUUGAAUGGGCCUUAAUUGAGAAGAGCACUGGAUUCUGAAGUCUGUUAAACAUUUCUUCCUUUUGUUAUGCAUUAAUCACAGUAAUAAGAGUGCUCACACAUCCAUGCUGAAGCUGUUUGUUUGGUGUAAAUCAUUUCUUACCUCAGUAUGUUUAGCUGGAGUAGAAACCAUGCCCCCACAACACACUAUUCCUGUGACUGAGGCCUCAAAGCACUACUGCAUACACAUUUUAACAUUUAAUAAUACAAGAUAUAGUAAUAAUGAACAUGGAUUAUAUUGUUGUUAUUGACUCAAAAAAGAAGACUAUUGCUUCUUGUUCAACUUAUUUAAAUGAGCUGAAACAACACAACUUUAGAUUUUUUUAAGGGGCAACUUAAUUGUUUUAUGUUCAAUCCACUUAAAGUUGCAAAAACUUUACAAUUUGUGUUGGGACAACAUGAAGGAAUUGCGUGAAACACAGCAACAUAAAACCGUUACCUUAUUAGUUUUUUUUUAAAUUUAAGUAGAUUGAACUUCAAUCAAUUGUAAAAAAAAA